UCACCUGGGGCCUGGGGCUUCCCAUCGGCAAAAAAAUUGGCCGAGCAUCGCCCGGCGGAGCCAUGGUGCCAUAACUUUCCUGUGCAGGGCGCCUCUCAAUGGCUGCAGAUGUCGCGAAGCUAUGUGCCAGCUUGGACAAGAUUUUCAAAACCUUCUCGACCCAGGAGAUCCAAUUGGACCCCAAGGAGAUGAAGACUUUCCGAGAACGUGGAACAAUGCAGUACAUCGAGCAGAAGUUUCAGGCUCAUUUGCAACGUGCCCGUGCUGCUUUCCUCCAAGAGUUCCGCAAUCAUGCAGUGGUCGUCGAGACCGAGGUGCGGAAGAUUCGAGAAGAAAUGACUGAGAAAAUGGAGGACAAGUAUGGCAAGAUGCUUGGGGAACUCCGGGAAUCGGUGAUGGGCACCGAGGGCUUGGUACAAGCGCAGAAAGCCGAGAUCUCCCAGCUGAAAGGCGUUGUGGCUGCUCAAGAGACCUACAUGACGGCGGCGAAACAUAAGGAGCAUUUGGAGGGCCUUAAUCAAUCUCUCGAGAAACAGCUUGAGAAUGCCAGAGAUGAAAUUGCUGAUUUGAAGCAUCAAUUGGCCUGCCGCGAGGAGAUGCUACGGCAGGUGACGCACGACGUGGCGCAGACGGAGCUGGAGCUGAACCGCCACAGGGCCAGCAGCGAGGAGGAGAAGCGAGAAGCAGAAGAGCGCUAUCAAGUUCUACACAAAGCCAUGCAGCAACAGCAGAAACAAUUCUCGGAGCACAUUCAGCGCUACUCGCAGGAGUUUCACCAGUACAAAGAAAAGGCCUCAGAUCAGAUGCAGAUCUUGGCCAUUCUGAAUCGAAGGCUCAAAGAGGCGCUUCGCAACAUGGAGGAGGAACGCCAGCGAUUCAUCCUGGCUCGCAGCAAACCAACUCCGCGCAUCGGCGAGGAAGUGGAGGAGGAACUCCCAGAGGAACCAGUGGAUCUGGAUCCCAGCCCGGUGUAUCGAACUGAUGACAUGGGGAUGGACACUGCCUGGCGAGACUACAAGAUCAGCAAUAUGGAGCUGGUGAUUCCAGCCUCUAGGCCUAUGCCCAGAUUCAAGGUGGACCGCGUCCGCCGCGCCGUGCCGAGCCCCGGCACCGGGGGCACCGGCACGCCCGGGAGUCGAGGGACGCCACGGAGCCGCCCGGUGCCCUCGCAGCUGCUGCAGCUGCCGCAAGUGGCGCCGGAACUAGGCACAGUGCUAGCGCCACGGAGGGAUUCUUGAGAUCGAGGGAAGACGCGUUUCACCACGAAGGGACGAUUUCUGAAUUUCUGAAGUUCGGAAAUGGUUUGUAUAAGUGGCUUAAUGUAGAUCCCAAUAAAUGUGGAAUGUGUAUAUAAAUGGAUAUAAAUAUUAUAUUUUAAUUUUUCCCCUAG
Cladocopium goreaui is the source of this 1390-nucleotide messenger RNA. Lineage: Eukaryota; Dinophyceae; Suessiales; Symbiodiniaceae. The record is from the annotation of a GenBank genome assembly.